AUGACCUCCCGCGUGAACUGGGUCUCGGAUGGGCGGGGUUUUUCGCUCCGAUCGGCGCCACUUCGUGACUCGACGACUCGCCAGACGCCUCGCGCCGCUCGUGCUGCUCGCGCUGGCCACGCCUCGGCUGGGCUUUGUCGCUUCGUCCGGCUGGGCGUCUGUCUCGUGUUCGCCUCGUUCGUCCGGUUGCACAGCCUCUCGGUCCGUCUGGUCGCGGCGGCUCAGUUAAAGGCCCUCGCGGCCGACUGCCAGCGCCACCGCCUGACGCUGGCGCGCGGCCGACAGCCGGUCUGCACCUGGUCGAGUCGCUUUCGACCCGCCGGCGUCCACGUGAUAGCCAUUCUCUCUUGCCUUCUUCUCUUGCUGCACCCCAGCAAUCAGUUGCGCUCUCGCCUGCUGCCCGAGACGUCCGGCACUGCAGCGCCAGACGAGCCAGCUGGCCUGCCGGGCCGAUCGAUACGACAGUCGGGCCACGUCUGGUCGUCGCCUCAGCCAGAGGCCCGUCAGCCGACUUUACAGCCCGCCACCGGCCCAGCGGACCGAGUCGCGUUGGUCGAAUUCGACUCGCCGAGCGGGCAGUCGUGGCCGCGCCUCGGAGCGUCACAAAACAGCCAAUCAGCGGCUUGGACGGCCGGUACGACUCACUGGCAGCCGACGCCUCGAGGCAAUGACGCCCAGCACCGUCUGCCCGGCCCGGCCGUCGGACACGCCUCCACCGCGGCCUCCGUCCCCGCCUCGGCCGCUCCGCACCGCCUCGACGCCUCUCUCGUCAGUCGCUUGCAGACACGUCAAUCCUCCGUUCCUCCGGCCAGAUUGGCCGCCGGGCCGAGUCAGCAUCAGCAGCGGGCCGCCAAUCAAACGGGCCAUUUCGCCAUCAGAAGCCGCCCCGGCGUCGGGAUGCCGACGACCAAUCGACAGGUGGACACGUCCGAGUCCGACUCUGGCUACGGGUCCGGCGCGGAGUCGUCCACUUCCGGUCAGAUGGUGUCGUCGGGCAUCUGCGACCAGCCGAACAGCUUCCUGUGGCGACAGCGCAAGGUCUGUCUGCUCUAUCCACAUCUCAUGGAAAGUGUGGUGCGAGGCUAUUUUAUGGGCCUGAAGGAGUGCGAGCACCAGUUCUCGAGGAGUCGCUGGAAUUGUCAGGGCUACAACAUGACCAUACACUCUCCGGCGCCUCGGAGACGCCGAUCCAGACAGCAGCGAGUCGGCCUCGACGAGGCCAGAACGGCCGAGGGGACAAGCCUUCAGCCGAUGCGAAUAAAGACGUAUUUGGAUAAGCUGCUCAAUCGGGACCACUUUGUGCCGGAGUGCCUCUUCAUUCUCAACAGACUUGCAUCAAUUGGGCCGCAGUCACACCCUGCGUUGCCACCAACAGCACCACCACCACGACCACCAUAUCCGCCAUCAUUAACACCUACACAGGGCACCAAGAACGUCAACAGUUUUGCCACACCCACCACCAUAACCAUCACCAACUCGACCGCCAUCACCGUCAUCUCCACUAACAUCACUAUCACU
This is a messenger RNA of Protopolystoma xenopodis, 1518 nucleotides long. The record is from the annotation of a GenBank genome assembly. NCBI's taxonomy places the organism in Eukaryota, Metazoa, Platyhelminthes, Monogenea, Polystomatidea, Polystomatidae.